CCUUCUUGCUUCUCCACCUCGAGCUGCAAGUAUCGUUUGCUCGCAGGGGCCCGUUAUGCUGUGCUUCAAUGCCACGCGCUAUCAGCCAUGUUAUCUGUCGACCAGACACGUGGUACCAUACACGUCCGCAGCUACAACUAUGGCAGACUACUCGCCGGAUCAAUCGCAUGCACCGAACUUUUCUGAGCCGUAAGGCGUUGUCGCUUGGCUACAGUACCGAACUGUUGACGAGCUCGCAUCGGCACAAGUCCAUAACUCCUGAACGGAUGUAAGAUGCUCCCUUGCCCUCGGUCAUGCUUGGGGCGUACUCGGUACACUCGGCACUUCUAACAGAUAGCCAUGUUCGUGUCACAGGCUUGCCUCGGCGCCCAGGUAUUGUCAUCGCUUCGGCCUCGUACUUGACGAUUGUCAAGCCUCUGAAUGCACAACAGGUACGCCUCCGGACUCUGUCGAGAGAUUCACCAAGCCAUCUGUCCUACAUACAAGACCUUGGAGAGGAGAUGUCCUGUCUGUUGGUACUUGACUCCCGUUCGACAUGGAGAAAAUCAUCGCGGGUGGGCUUUGUCCAUGCUUUCUUACCUCAUCUUCAUCAUAGACUUCCUUUCAUGCCCGAGAGGUGGAUAAGACUUGCGAGCUUGAAUGACGUGGAGGUACGUCUGCGUGAACACAACAGAUCCACAUGCUGUGCACACGGAAGAUCUGGGCUGCUCGAGGUUGCACUUUUACUUGUCCGUGACUUCGUAUCGUCCACGAUGUCUCUAGUGACUUCAGGCACCACGCAGUCCAUAAGAACCGCCUAUAUUCGGGAUGCGUUACCCCAAAGUUGAUCUCAUAACCUCGAGGCCAGGUGCAGACGACCGCUUUUGCUUGCUCUUGGUAUGCAAGUCCGGAUGAGCUUCGUCAGUCAAGAUGUCUCGUAGAAGUACUUUCGUAAGCCUGUACGGCAUUUUGAUAUCGG
Messenger RNA from Aureobasidium pullulans EXF-150, 958 nucleotides. RefSeq lists its product as uncharacterized. The record is from RefSeq and is a predicted model, not a curated record. The transcript has a single exon. NCBI's taxonomy places the organism in Eukaryota, Fungi, Ascomycota, Dothideomycetes, Dothideales, Saccotheciaceae. The coding region runs from base 294 to 827 and encodes 177 amino acids.